UAUAAAACCCUCCGCCUUGCCCUUUCUCCACCCCUCUCUAUCGUCGAUUCCCAAUUCGCAACAACCCAAACAGGCCCGGUCCGGGUGGUGGCCGUUUCGAUUCGAUGCUUGUGGCCGCUUCUGCCGCCCAGCGAACGAGUCGCAGCCGGAUCCCGAGCCCGACUCACCCGAGGGCGCUCAGCCGCCGCUGAAGUCCGUCCUUCCCCAAGACGAAGGUCGUCGGCAUGGGUGAGCUCGCGGCGACGACCUCGCCUCCUCCGCCCGCGGCCGCCGCCGUGGUGCCCGUGGUCUUCGUCGACGGCGAGCAGAGCGUCGACCUGGGCACGGUCACCGUGCUGGGCGGCGUCAAGCGGCUGCAGGCCGUCGUGGCGGACCGCGUGGGCGUCGCGCCGCACCAGAUCUCGGCGUCCCUGGCGCGGCCCCGCCGCGCGCGCCGCGUGCCGCUCGACGACGCCACCGACCUCGCCGCCGCCGUCGCGCGGGAGGGCAACGGCUGCUACGUCGUCGCGGGGCUCCGCCGCUCCCGCCGCGAGCGCCGGGGCGGACGGUCCCGCCGCGACAGGAAGGGGGGAGCCAACGGCGGCGCGCCAGGGACGGGUGCGGUGGAGAAGACCAUCCUGAAGCGCCUCCCGCCCACGGAUCUGGCGUCCCUGGUCGGCCCUCCCCCUCCGCUUUCCCUUCCCGCAGCCCCGACCCCGCCGCUCUUGGUCGACGGCGGGUGGGGCUACGACGACUACGAGGCGCGGCUGCGGGAGCUGCAGCGUCAGCGCGACUGGUACCUGAUGAGCACCGCGGCGGCGGCGGCGGGUCCGGACCCGUCCUACUUCCAUUUGGCGGCGGCGGCGGCCGAGCACGAGGACCCGGCGGCGCUGUGGUCCCCGCGGCUUCGCCCGUCCCCGUGCCCCGAGUGCGAGGCGGCGGCGGCGGCGGGCAUGCGGCAGCCGGCGUUCCACUGGUGCGUGCGCGACGCGGUGGUCUCCGUGGGGUUCCGCUCCCACGUGGGCCCCAUCGAGCGCCCGCCGAAGAAGACCCCGUCUCCCCCGCCGACUCUGCCGCCGCCGAGCCCCGGCCGCCUGCCGGGCCUCCUCGGCAUGCCCGUCUACUGAUGGAUCGACCCAGCAGCUGAUUGCUCCUCCAUCUCCAUGCGCCGCCCCGUCGUCCCCUUGUACUCUAGCAAAUUGUAUCUACUCCUACACAAACAAGGGGAGAGAUGGGAUCGGGGACGGAUGGUGGAGGUUGCGUGUGGGAGUUGGUUUGCGCAGCGCGACAAGGAGGAAGAGAAGGAUUUGGGUUCCUGUAGGAGCUAGUAGUCACAGUAGCAAUCGUCCGGUCCUCCUUGGUGUGCAAGGAAGCCAAGGGAACGGAACGGAACGGAACGGAAUGAAGUCAGACGUGGUGGCCACCGGUGGAAGCUGGACGGACACGUUUGCUCUUGGCCCUGUCCGGCCCGCGGCAGCCGGCCGGCCGGCAGGGCUUCCCCUUGUUCUGGCAGUAGAAAAGCCUUUUCUUUUUUCUUUUUCCUGUGGUGGUGGUGGGUGCGUGCCUGAGCAAUGUGGCAUGGGCGAGUCCAGGGCCAAUAUUUAUGGACUCCUCUUUUGUUUUUCCUUUCUGAGAGAAAAGAGAGGGAGAGGAUUUGUUUCUGGUAUAUCGAAGUGGUAUACUAUGCACAAGGCUUCUAGUAGUAGUGUGAGUGAAACUUGUCUCGUGCCCUUUCUUUUUUUUCUGGCGGGUACACAUGCUUAUCCGCUGGUACGUGUUGGUCACGACGUGCGAGGAGUCAUGCUUCGAGUCUUUCUUUCUUCCCCCACCCUGUGUGUGUGUGAUGUCACAAAGUGGUAAUAAAAAGGGUAAGAUCGAUUGCCGACA
Molecule: messenger RNA, 1866 nt
Organism: Sorghum bicolor (sorghum)
Lineage: Eukaryota; Viridiplantae; Streptophyta; Magnoliopsida; Poales; Poaceae
Exons: 1
Coding region: 225-1106 (293 amino acids)
Source: RefSeq, a predicted model, not a curated record